Limulus polyphemus (Atlantic horseshoe crab) is the source of this 1380-nucleotide messenger RNA. RefSeq names its product receptor-type guanylate cyclase Gyc76C-like. The record is from RefSeq and is a predicted model, not a curated record. NCBI's taxonomy places the organism in Eukaryota, Metazoa, Arthropoda, Merostomata, Xiphosura, Limulidae. The transcript has 2 exons. Gene Ontology annotation, molecular function: peptide hormone binding; signaling receptor activity. The annotation marks the transcript as partial.
ACGACGCCUAACUGAACACAGCUAUUAUUUUUUUUAAACCCAUAAUAUUAGGACUUACGGGACGUAUUCAGCGAUGUUGAACUGUAGGUUGAAGAUAAGCCUAGUGUAUUAACAACAACUGAUUUAGCGCGAUUUUUGAAAGGAAACGUAACUUCGUAUUUGUUGAAAACAGAUGCUAGUUUCAGGGUAAAAGACCGUGUUGAACAAAGUGCGUUAAGGACCAAUAAACAAAAGGACUAAUAAAACAUUUUUUUGCAAGGAUGACAAAGAACUGAAAAGCUCCAAUGCCACGACUUCACUUUCUGAUCAUUGCGCAUCUUAUUGGUUUUAGGUGUAAAGAUAUUAGUUAUAAAUAAACAGAAAAAGAUGCGAACGUUUAGAGUUUAACUGUAGAUGGCUUCUUCGAAGGUUUGCUGUGCCAUCUCUCCUUUAGCUCAAAAACUAAAACUAAAAACAAACCAAAACUCCCAGAUUUCAGAAGAACGAUCUGUCUUUGAACACGUGCAAAUGGGAUUAUGCAGUCGUAAAUAAAUUAUUUGUAAACUCGUAUUUGACUUCUGACAUCGCAUCCUUAAAGGUCAUAAGUAGAACGGUCAGAAUCUAAAUACUGUAUUGUGAGUUCUUGGUUUUUUGUUUGUUUUUAUUUUAAGAAGGAGACUAUGCGAAAAGCUGCUACCUUCAUACUUUUUUCCAUACUUCUCGUGCCGGCACGUCUCUCACCGGAAAAUUCUCUCGUGCCGGCACGUCCUUCAGCGGAGAAUUCGAUUUUCACCAUGGGAUAUUUGACGGGCUCGAAACGUCGGCCAGGCAACAAGGACUACCCGAGGUACGGACUAACGAUAUCCGGUGCUAUAAGCCUAGCCGUGGACGAGAUAAAUAAGGACCACCCUCUUCGUGACAACCACACGCUAGACUUUCUCGUGGCUGAGACUUACGGCGAGGAAACGGAGAGUAUUUUUCAGACAGCUAAACUCUGGACCCAAAACGUUUCGGUGUACAUCGGGCCUCAAGAAACUUGCGUACACGAAGCUCGUAUAGCUGCCAGUUUCAACUUGCCUAUGAUAUCCUACUUCUGUGCUCAUCAUGAAACAUCUAACAAACUGUUGUUUCCAACAUUUGCAAGGACUAGACCUCCGGACACACAGAUCUCCAAAUCUGUAGCUUCUCUCCUUCUGAACUUCAAUUGGAAGAAGGUCGCCUUCCUCUACUCAACAACACCAGACCGUGGAUUUCGAGAAGUAGCAAGCACUAUUCUUAAGACUAUUAAAGAUGUUGGAGUGGAGAUACAGUACGAAGGGACCUGGCCUGAUACGUAUCACUAUGGUUACGGAGUCAAUCCUUUCGACAAACUUGUAGACGAGUCUUAUAAAAUAGCUCGGA